This is a messenger RNA of Anneissia japonica, 2129 nucleotides long. RefSeq names its product cubilin-like. The record is from RefSeq and is a predicted model, not a curated record. Gene Ontology annotation, molecular function: serine-type endopeptidase activity. The coding region runs from base 165 to 2129 and encodes 654 amino acids. NCBI's taxonomy places the organism in Eukaryota, Metazoa, Echinodermata, Crinoidea, Comatulida, Comatulidae. The transcript is spliced from 12 exons.
AUUUAUCUGAAAACACCGAUGCAGUUCAAGUGAUCCAAGGUGAAUGAAUUACUUGUUGGUUUGCCAGACUUGGGGAAAGCAGGCAGCGUCUCGUAGCAGCGAUUUUUUUUUUGCUGAGUUCGUAGACGUCUCGGCUGUAAAUUCAACUUUUCGGCAGAAACAAGAUGAGGGGCUGUAGCGUUCUCGCUGUUCUUGUUACUUUUGUUGCGUUGUCUGAAUCAAGAUACCAUGACAAAUCUGAAACCAAUCUGAAAGAUUUACUCUCAAGAUCUCGAAGACAGGCAUCUCGAUAUUCUAGGAAGUACAACGAAUACAUGAUAGAAUCAGCAAAAAUUCUCCUUGACGCAGUGGGCACUGACUUUUGCAAGGGUGAUCCAUAUAGAGGUGCGCAGUGUUUUGAGGAGGAGCUGUGUGUCGCUUGGGAAGAGAUCUGUGAUGGGUACCAAACAUGUGCGCUAGGUCAGCUAUCGGCUUGCCUAAAUCAGACACUCCACGAUUACGGAUAUGAAGAUAAGUCGAAAUGUUCUGGAGAGGAGAAGCAGGAAUGGUGUGCAUUACGUCUGUACACCCCUACAAGAUGUGGUCGGGAUAUUGAACUGAAAGCGCAGGGUAGAGAGACUAUUACAUCACCCAACUACCCCGCUCGCUACGAGGAUGACAUGGAGUGCUUCUGGAGUGUCAAGGUACCCGAGGGACGCAAGAUUACUGUAUCGAUCAAAGACUUCCAGACUGAGCCAGAAGUGGACUACGUCAGCAUGGGUAACGGAUUGAGAGAUACAAAGAAAAAAGAAAACUAUAUCAUCUAUCGCCACACUGGAUUAGAUUUACCAAAACCUAAAAACUUCACCACCUCUGGUAACGAAUUGUUCAUCACAUUUACCAGCGAUGAUUGGGAUCGAGAGGCUGGCUUCAAUAUUGAUGUAGCUGAUUCAGCAGUGUAUGACCCACAAGUACCAGUUGCCAGCAGUCCAUUCCCGUUCAAAGUUGACAGAAACUGCAACGAGAAAAUAGAACUAGAUGUUGGUGAGUCGAAAAAGAUUACAUCGCCAAACCAUCCAGGAUAUUACAACAACAGUCAAAGUUGCACGUGGUCUGUCAGAAUCACACCUGGUCGACGAGUAGGUAUAACUUUUACAAGAUUUGAUGUCGAAGAUAUUGUUGAUAGGGUAGAGGUAGGAUCUGGAGCCGAACCCGCUCUACCAGAAAAAGUUUUUACAGGAAGGGAUUUACCAGACCCUUUCGUUUCAUCUACAAGUGAAUUGUGGGUACGGUUGGUCACGAAUCCUGCUCUACGAAGGACUGGAUUCGAAGCUAUUGUUCGUGACCAGCCCUAUAAUGAGUGUGGUGGUGACAUUGAAAUUCCGGACAGGGGGAGCUCCUCUAUUGCAUCUCCAUACUACCCCGAUCGUUCAUACACCCUCGACGCAUUCUGCUUAUGGAAGGUUAAGUCGCCACCUGGUACAGAGUUGAGCUUUUACUUCAGGGAUUUCCGUACCGAAUAUAUGUUUGAUAGCAUGAGCUUAGGAAGUGGCGAAAAACCUGCCGUUAAUGGUGAAAACUAUGCUAUCACACUACACACGGGCACAAAACUACCAGAACCUGCAAACAUCACAAUUGGAAACAAUCUAGCUUGGUUGGUGUUUUCUUCAGAUUAUUCACAGGCAGAUAAAGGUUUCUUUGUCGAUGUUUACGAUGCUGCCGUCAAAAAGUCCAAUACAACAUUUCGACCCAAAGAAGGGCCAAAGGUGGACAACGGGUGUGGCGACAUCAUAGUAGUAAAGAAAACCAAUUUUGAGCUAAGUUCACCUGGCUCUCCUAACUACAACCCAAUGAUGGAUUGCACGUGGUUAUUGUCUUUCCCAAUCGCAGCGGAGUUAUACGUACGGUUUAUGAGAUUCGAAACAGAGAUGGCAAAUGACUUGUUUGAGAUGGGAACUGGCAACGAUGCAGAUGACCCAAGUUCAAUAUUUCUGUCACACAGUGGUACAGAUAGACCUUACGACUUCUUCUCUAAUGCAACUGAUCUUUGGAUUCGAUUCAGGACUAACUUCAUUGUCGAAAUGAAGGGAUGGAGCAUAGAAUUCGAUUCCUUGCCUGACACUAGUGAGUACUCUUAUGCAUUUUCUUAA